AUGGCACAAAAAAACAUUUCAUUACUAUUCAUAGCUCUUACACUCACCAUCUUUGCCUCACAGAUAGCAGCUGGCCUCUUUGGGUCUAUAAGCGGCAGCUCCUCAAGCGAGGAAGUUUCUGCGUCAAGCGAGGAGGUUUCUAUGUCAAGCGAGGAAGUUUCUAUGUCAAGCGAGGAAGCUUCUGAGGCAAGCGCGAGUGCUUCUGAGGCAAGUAUGAGUGCUGCUGGAUCAAGUGCGAGUGCCGCUGGGUCAAGUCAGAGCGCGGGUGCUGCCGGGUCAAGCCAGAGUGCGAUUGCUGCCGGAUCAAGCAAGAGCGCGGGUGCCGCUGGGUCAAGCAAGAGCGCGGGCGCUGCCGGAUCAAGCAAGAGUGCAGGCGCGGCCAAAAGCGCUGCGAUUAACUCGUGA
Nematocida major is the source of this 405-nucleotide messenger RNA. RefSeq lists its product as uncharacterized. The record is from RefSeq and is a predicted model, not a curated record. The transcript has a single exon. Lineage: Eukaryota; Fungi; Microsporidia. Bases 1 to 405 code for a protein of 134 amino acids.